This is a messenger RNA of Serpula lacrymans var. lacrymans S7.9, 2896 nucleotides long. RefSeq lists its product as uncharacterized. The transcript is spliced from 8 exons. Bases 149 to 1216 code for a protein of 355 amino acids. Gene Ontology annotation, molecular function: protein binding. Gene Ontology annotation, cellular component: THO complex part of transcription export complex. Gene Ontology annotation, biological process: mRNA export from nucleus. The record is from RefSeq and is a predicted model, not a curated record. Lineage: Eukaryota; Fungi; Basidiomycota; Agaricomycetes; Boletales; Serpulaceae.
GUACCACGGUGGCUGGAAUCCGAGUUUAAGUUUCACUUACUGCCCUCAUUAUAAGGACUGGCUCUUGGACACGUUUAUAACAGACUUGCUUCAAAACUAUAUUCAAAAGAUAUAACUAGAACACCUCCCAAAGCGAUAUCGGAACAUAAUGUCCAACCCAGCGAACGGAAAAGAGGAAGAAGAGAUUCCUCCUCCUCAGCGCCCACCUUCACCUCCUCCGCACACAACUUUUGCAGCGAGAGGUCUUCAUGCACAAAACUUUCCAGCACACAAACCUCGCGACUUACGUAUACCGUCACCCCAGGCUAUGACCCAUGUAGCAUGGAGCUGCGACGGGAAACGACUGGCUGCUGUCGGUAUUGACAAGAUAACGCGCAUAUGGACUCCAGAAAAGAGUAUGGAAUUACGUGCUGCCACUCAUUUUUCGGGCGGCCAUUCAGACGACGUGGAUUACGUGUCGUGGAAUCCCACUCACCCUGAACUUUUCUGCACUUCAAGCCAGAAGGACCGACGGAUAGUAUUCUGGGAUGCACGACAGUCUCGAUACACUCAACAGGUUGCAUUGAAAGUAUCACCAGUUCAGACAAAUUACUCUCCAGAUGGAAAAUCACUCUUGUAUACGUCUGCUGGCCAUCAACUUUUCUUCAUGACUUUAGGAAAGGAAAACGGCGCGGCUAAAGAGCAAUGGCAGAUUUCGGAUAAAGACGGCACUAUUGUUGCAUCCACAGCCAUGUUCAAUCAUGCUGGAGAUGGUGUUAUAAUGACACAUCACUCAGAGCACACGCUUCGGAUCAUGGACUAUCCCUCGUUAGCCUUACGAGAAAGCCCAGCUGCUCACGUAGGUGGUUGCGUGGCGGUAGCGCUGGAUCCUCGCGGAAGGUACCUUGCAUCUGGGGGAUAUGAUUCGAUUGUCAACAUGUUCGACCUAAGUGAGUGGAUAUGUGCUCGAACAAUCACAUCUUGCGAAAAUGCCAUCAAUGCCCUGAGCUUCUCAUACGAUGGCGAAUAUCUGGCCAUCGCAAACGCGGGUACAUAUAUCGACAUUUGUGCAACUGAGACUGGUGCUCCUCUGCACCGUGUGCCAGCCUUGGCACCUUCGCCGACCGUGACAUGGCAUCCGUCAAAAUAUGUAUUCGCAUAUUGCGGUCAGACAAAAUUGAAGGAGGGCGGACCUCCUCCUAUCGCAGUGAUUAGUUUGUUUGGUGGCGGCAUUUGAAUCCAAUGUUUGUUAGAUUACACCGAACUAGAGUUAUUUCCACAUUUAAGAAAAAAACAUAAACUGCAUGUACGUAUAUGGAACGAUGGUCGCAUUGCAUAUUUAUUUAAAAAAACAAGCGCUUGAACAGAAAUGCAGACAUAUAGGUAACGGAUACUUAUCGGAUAUAAAAUGUGUGAUGGAGGCUAUCCAAAGCUUGGAACUUAUCACGUUUCAAAAUAAUGGGUUCUUCAGUUCUGAUCCGCUCCCAAGUCCCUUGGGCCACCUUAUAGAGCAAUACAGCGAUUCGUGGGGAGCACUUACCCCCCUCAUAAGGAGCUUCCUCGGUAAGAGGCAACAACAUCAAAUCACUUCCCACUUUCCGAGUCUUCGUCACAAUUUCUUCCAUCAUAUCGCUCCUGAAUGCUAUUUUGAUUCGUUGGUGCCCCAGGAGAUGUAGGCGCCAGCGGUGAAGUUUGGUUUUACCAUCAGAGGCAGUAGAAUAAGGCAAUCGCCACUUCGUGACACGGAUGGUAUCUGCCUUGAUUUGUAGACCGUUGUUCGUAAUCGUGAAGUGUGAUUCUGCCCGAGAGAUAAUCUCCCCUGCAUCGAUAAGAACUUCGACACGAACUGCACAAUGCAAGCACGUGUACCAGCAAGGAAUGCCGCCGCAGAAACACAGAAUUUUGGUAAAUAUACUCCGCUGGUGAACAUCAUAAGGUUCCAGCAUAUCACGAACGUCCUUUGGCGCGGGUCCUUGGAGAGCAUAGUAACGAGGGUGGGAAGCUAUCAUGCUGCAACGGUUGGAAGGUUUUCCAUGCCAAAUGAAGAUACCACUGUCACGAGUUAUCUCGAUGAUUUGUAUUUGGAGACGAUAAAAAGCUUCUUCGGCCCCUUCACCGUAGUUGAUGUCGAGGUGAACGGAGAAUAUACCCAAAAGGCAAUAAGCGAUAUCUUCAGGUCUAGUCGUCUUCCUGUGAGCAGCCCAAAUCAUUUUAUCUUGUAAGUCGGUUGGUCCCGGCUCGAAGGUUUUGAUCAAUGCUUCCUUGAUUCCCGUCACUUUCUCCAGGCUCUUCAAAACUUUACUGUUUUCUUUAUCGUUUUGAGAAGCAGGAUCGUCAGCAGAAACAGGGACCAAAACAUCCCAAUUCUGCAUGUAGAAUUUUAAUGUCUUUGGAGCCAGAAGCUCUUGCAAGGUCCAGCCUCUCUUGAACCACUCAUCCUCCCAUUUAUUUGACUGCUUGAUAACGUCGCGCGAUUUCGUUUCGGCCAUGUGAGCGAUACACAGAGAUGACUGGUUGUACCAUCGAAACAUCGAAUUGAUGGCUUCCUGCACUUCCGCACUACUCCUCUUGUCAAUGCAGCAUGUGUCGGACCAGGCCAAAUUAAAACCACUGGCUCGAGCCUUUUCACAGAAACUGGCCAGUUUCCUGAAUCCCGCCUUUGGCUGCUCUUCACCGGCUUCGCACAACUCUGAAAAUUUGUGAUCUUCGACAUGCUCAAAAAUAGGUUCAUCGGCGCCCCAUCGGUGAGAGAAGAUGGCAUAUCGAAGGUGGGGUUUGAUCCCCUUGAGAAUGAUGUUACUCCAAUUUUCCUUUGCGUCCUCCUCCAUAGUUUGAGCGUAUUCGUUCUUGACUUGUUUUAGGAUAUAAGCUAGAUCAGUUCUCUUGAUCAACUUAUUCUGUUUAAGAUCGAGGAGCC